AUAUGAGCAUCUUCAUGGCGUCUUGUGAAACAACAAGGUAACGACGAGCGUGCACCCCAGUCGACCGCUGGGCAAGGUACCAUGGAUUAACUGUAAUUGAGUACUAUAGUCCGUAGUGAUUCCGCCCUGAUAGAUACCGACGCUGGUCAUCGUAUCAUCCAUUUGCAUGCGUAUGGCAAAAUGACAACAAAAACAACAACACGCUCAGACGAGUGUACGCCUCUCGUCCUCGUCUCUAAUGUUCAAGAGACUACGCUCGCCGGAAACCUGGUAGGUGUCGCCAGAACUGAAGAGCGAGAUGAAGCGACCCAGAUUCGAGCAGAAUCCACUACUGCCAAACUCACCACGUCUUCCCGCGUAAUUGCCCCGGAUCUUGCGCGUGGCAUUUUAAUGCUGCUUAUGGCCGGCCAUUGGUCGGUCUGCCCACCUGGAUCAGCCUGUCUGGGCUGCCAGAAGAUGGAAUACGUCAGGUGUAGUACACUUGGACAGUGCUGAUGUGAUCCUUUCCUUGUGCCUGUCGGUGCAGAUCAUGGAGCACUUACUCAAGCGCGUUCGCACACGGACAGGGAAUGACUUCAGAAACUGCAAGCCUCACUAUUACUCGUUUUAAUCACUUCUGGCCAUACCUGCUGGGGACACUGUCACACAUGUGUGCGCCAAGCUUUGCAAUGCUCAUGGGCAUGGGAAUCGCAUAUUGGACAAAUGGUCUGAGUUCAACAGGCCAAGUUUUAUGACAAAGCCAAAUGUACAUGGUGGUGAUUAAUGCAUGAUACCAUUUUUGCUUGAA
Messenger RNA from Tilletiaria anomala UBC 951, 787 nucleotides. RefSeq lists its product as uncharacterized. The coding region runs from base 181 to 495 and encodes 104 amino acids. Lineage: Eukaryota; Fungi; Basidiomycota; Exobasidiomycetes; Georgefischeriales; Tilletiariaceae. The transcript has a single exon. The record is from RefSeq and is a predicted model, not a curated record.